Molecule: messenger RNA, 11798 nt
Organism: Meriones unguiculatus (Mongolian gerbil)
Lineage: Eukaryota; Metazoa; Chordata; Mammalia; Rodentia; Muridae
Gene: Tet3
Product: tet methylcytosine dioxygenase 3
Exons: 10
Coding region: 734-6085 (1783 amino acids)
Biological process (GO): oxidative demethylation; positive regulation of transcription by RNA polymerase II
Cellular component (GO): nucleus
Molecular function (GO): zinc ion binding; DNA 5-methylcytosine dioxygenase activity; DNA binding
Source: RefSeq, a predicted model, not a curated record
CCGCGCUUGGAUCUUAGUAAAACUCACAAGCCAGUAGAAGACUCGGGUGGGUGGAGGGCGAGGGGUACACAGAGCAACUUUCUCCGAAACCCCACCUUGAGCGCCCUUGUUUCUCUCGAUUGCCUUGUCCACCCCCACCCCACCUCUGGCGCCCUGCACCUCCAUCUGAGGUUUUAAGGGACUUCGUUUGACCCAGACCCUGGGCUCCCCCAUUUUCUCUCUUCCCAGAAGCAGGAAGAGAUAACACGUGAAAGUUGUCCCUGAGCCCCGAGUGAUGUGCUUCCCCUUUCUGUGUCUUUUCCCCCUUUCAGGCAGUUUAGUCUUCAUCCUGACCCAGGGAGGGAGCCGUGUCAGGAGGGAAACUCCACACCCUAAUCUGCCUCGCCGCUCACCCGCUGGCUCACCUCAUGCCUGAGCCCCGGGUGGGUGAGGGUGAAGAAGCCUCCCAGCCAAGAUGAAACCCUCCCUGGGGGCUGCCGCUGCUACUGUCUUGCCCCGGAUCCUGGGGCGCUGCAGCUGGGAGACUGAUUCUGCAAGGAGCCCUGUGAGCCGGCUGCAGAGGAGGUUGAAGAGGGUUUGAGAAGAGGCACCCAUCCCAGAGGCGGAAGCUCCUUGCCUUCACCCCUGUAGACUGGUUUAGGAGAGAAGGACCUGUUGGCAUUUGCAGGCAGCAGGAGACUGGACAGUAGUUUAACUGGGCACCUAUGCCCCCCUCCCUGGCAACGGCAGCGUCAUGAGCCAGUUUCAGGUGCCCUUGGCGGUCCAGCCGGACCUGCCAGGCCUUUACGAUUUCCCCCAGGGCCAGGUGAUGAUAGGGGGCUUCCAGGGGCCUGGACUUCCAAUAUCUGGGAGUGAGACCCAACUGCGAGGGGGUGGAGAUGGGCGAAAGAAAAGAAAGCGAUGUGGGACCUGUGAGCCCUGCCGGCGGCUGGAAAACUGUGGGUCGUGCACCAGCUGCACCAAUCGCCGCACACAUCAGAUCUGCAAGCUCCGCAAGUGUGAGGUGCUGAAAAGAAAAGUGGGGCUUCUUAAGGAGACAGGCUCAGAGCUCAGCCCGGUUGAUGGACCUGUUCCAGGUCAGAUGGACUCAGGGCCAGUGUACCAUGGUGAUUCAAGGCAGCUAAGCACCUCAGGGGCGCCGGUCAAUGGUGCUAGAGAGCCCGCUGGACCCAGUCUGCUGGGAGCUGCGGGGCCUUGGCGGGUAGACCAGAAGCCCGACUGGGACGCUGCCUCAGGCCCUGCUCACAGUGCUCGCCUGGAAGAUGCCCACGAUCUGGUGGCCUUUUCGGCUGUGGCCGAAGCUGUGUCUUCAUAUGGGGCCCUUAGCACCCGACUCUAUGAAACCUUCAACCGUGAGAUGAGUCGUGGGGCUGUGGACAAGAGCAGGGGCACCCGACCUGAGAGCUGCCCUGAGGGCGGUGAAGACCUUGACACGCUACAGACAGCCCUGGCCCUCGCAAGGCAUGGCAUGAAACCACCCAACUGCAAUUGCGAUGGCCCAGAGUGCCCCGACUACCUCGAGUGGCUGGAGGGGAAGAUCAAGUCUGUGGCCAUGGAGGGAGGGCAGGAGCGGCCCCGGCUCCCAGGUACUCUGCCUCCUGCUGAAGCCAGCCUCCCAAACCCAAGCACCAGACCACUCCUUAGCUCUGAGGUGCCCCAGGUACCUCCCCUGGAGGGCCUGCCUCUGUCCCAGAGCGCCCUGAGCAUUGCCAAGGAAAAAAACAUCAGCCUGCAGACAGCCAUCGCCAUCGAGGCCCUCACCCAGCUCUCCUCUGCCCUCCCACAGCCUUCCCACUCCUCCUCCCAGGCCUCUUGUCCACUCCCGGAGGCCUUGUCCCCUUCUGCCCCUUUCAGGUCUCCCCAGUCCUACCUCCGGGCCCCCUCAUGGCCUGUGGUUCCCCCAGAGGAACAUCCAACUUUUGUUCCUGAUAGCCCCACCUUCCCUCCAGCGACUCCAAGAACUGAGUUUCCAGAAGCAUGGGGCACGGACACCCCUCCAGCGACACCCCGGAACUCCUGGCCUGUGCCUCGCCCAAGCCCUGACCCUAUGGCUGAACUGGAGCAGUUAUUGGGCAGCGCCAGUGAUUACAUCCAGUCAGUAUUCAAGCGGCCUGAGGCCCUGCCCACCAAGCCCAAGGUCAAGGUUGAGGCCCCUUCUUCCUCCCCAGCCCCCGCACCAUCCCCUGUUUCCCAGAGGGAGGCUCCCCUGCCAUCGUCAGAGCCCGACACCCACCAGAAGGCCCAGACGGCGCUGCAGCAACACCUUCAUCACAAGCGCAGCCUAUUCUUGGAACAGGCCCGUGAAGCCUCCUUCCCUGCUCCCACGGAGCCUCAGGCUCCUGGCUGGUGGGCUCCGCCAGGCUCACCUGCCCCACGGCCUCCCGACAAACCACCCAAGGAGAAGAAGAGGAGGCCCCUUACCCCAGCUGGAGGUGCUGUGGGAGCGGAGAAAACCACCCCAGGGAUUAAGACCAGUGUCCGAAAGCCCAUUCAGAUCAAGAAGUCCAGGUCCCGGGACAUGCAGCCUCUCUUCCUGCCUCUUAGGCAGAUUAUUCUGGAAGGGCUAAGAUCCCCAACCUCAGAAGGACAGGCACUUCCACCCACCCAGCUCCCUGCCCUGCCUCCCGCCUCCCAGGGUGCUGCCUCCCAGAGCUCUGCUGCCCCUCUACCCUCAGAACCUUCUCUUGCGCUAUUUGCACCUAGUCCCUCCGGGGACAGCCUGCUGCCCCCUACUCAGGAAAUGAGGGCCCCCAGCCCUGCGGCAGCCAUGCAGCCAGGCUCUGCUGGUGGCCCCCUUCCCCCUGCCGAUGACAAGCUGGAGGAGCUCAUCCGGCAAUUUGAGGCUGAAUUUGGGGAUAGCUUUGGGCUUCCUGGCCCUCCUUCGGUGCCCAUUCAAGACCCUGAAAACCAGUCAACGUGUCUCCCAGCUCCAGAGAGCCCUUUUGCCGCUCGCUCCCCCAAGAAGAUCAAGAUUGAGUCCUCAGGGGCUGUGACUGUGCUCUCAACCACCUGCUUCCAUUCAGAGGAGGGAGGGCAGGAAGCCACACCCACCAAGGCUGAGAACCCACUCACACCCACCCUCAGCGGCUUCUUGGAAUCACCUCUUAAGUACCUAGACACACCUACCAAGAGUCUGCUGGACACGCCUGCCAAGAAGGCCCAGGCUGAGUUUCCCACCUGCGAUUGUGUUGAACAAAUAGUGGAGAAAGAUGAAGGCCCAUAUUACACUCACCUGGGAUCUGGCCCCACAGUAGCCUCUAUCCGGGAGCUCAUGGAGGAGCGGUAUGGAGAAAAGGGAAAAGCUAUCCGGAUCGAGAAGGUCAUCUACACGGGGAAGGAGGGAAAGAGCUCUCGAGGCUGUCCCAUCGCCAAGUGGGUGAUCCGAAGACACACACUGGAGGAGAAGCUGCUGUGCCUGGUGCGGCAUCGAGCAGGCCACCACUGUCAGAACGCAGUGAUUGUCAUCUUGAUCCUGGCCUGGGAGGGCAUCCCUCGCAGCCUUGGGGACACCCUCUACCAGGAGCUCACCGACACCCUCCGGAAGUAUGGGAACCCUACCAGCCGGAGAUGCGGCCUCAAUGAUGACCGGACCUGCGCCUGCCAAGGCAAAGACCCCAACACCUGCGGUGCCUCCUUCUCCUUUGGCUGUUCCUGGAGCAUGUACUUCAACGGCUGCAAGUAUGCUCGGAGCAAAACACCACGCAAGUUCCGCCUCACGGGGGACAAUCCCAAAGAGGAGGAGGUGCUCCGGAACAGCUUCCAGGACCUGGCCACUGAAGUUGCACCCCUAUACAAGCGACUGGCCCCCCAGGCCUAUCAGAACCAGGUGACCAAUGAGGAUGUGGCGAUCGACUGCCGCCUUGGACGGAAGGAAGGGCGGCCCUUCUCGGGGGUCACAGCCUGCAUGGACUUCUGUGCCCACGCCCACAAGGACCAACAUAACCUCUACAAUGGGUGCACUGUGGUCUGCACCCUGACCAAGGAAGACAAUCGCUGCGUGGGCCAGAUCCCCGAGGAUGAGCAGCUGCACGUGCUGCCCCUGUACAAGAUGGCCAGCACGGACGAGUUUGGCAGUGAGGAGAACCAGAAUGCCAAGGUGAGCAGCGGGGCCAUCCAGGUGCUCACAGCAUUCCCUAGAGAGGUCCGGCGUCUGCCCGAGCCUGCCAAGUCUUGCCGCCAGCGGCAGCUGGAAGCCAGGAAGGCAGCAGCCGAGAAGAAAAAGCUACAGAAGGAGAAGCUGAGCACACCGGAGAAGAUCAAGCAGGAAGCCCUGGAGCUGGCUGGCAUCACCACUGACCCAGGCUUGUCUCUGAAGGGUGGAUUGUCCCAGCAAAGCCUGAAGCCCUCCCUCAAGGUGGAGCCACAGAACCACUUCAGCUCCUUCAAGUACAACGGCAAUGCGGUGGUGGAGAGCUACUCGGUGCUGGGCAGCUGCCGGCCCUCCGACCCCUACAGCAUGAGCAGUGUGUAUUCCUAUCACUCUCGCUAUGCACAGCCCGGCCUGGCCUCCGUCAACGGCUUCCACUCCAAGUACACACUUCCCUCCUUUGGCUACUAUGGCUUUCCUUCUAGCAACCCUGUCUUCCCCUCCCAGUUCCUGGGUCCCAGUGCCUGGGGACACGGGGGCAGCGGUGGUGGUUUUGAGAAGAAGCCAGACCUCCAUGCUCUACACAACAGCCUGAGCCCGGCCUACAGUGGUGCUGAGUUUGCCGAGCUGCCAGGCCAGGCUGUUUCCACAGACACCCACCACCCUUCCCCUCACCACCAGCAGCCUGCCUACCCAGGCCCCAAGGAAUAUCUGCUACCCAAGGUUCCUCAGCUCCACCCAGCACCCAGGGACCCUUCUCCCUUUGCUCAGAGCUCCAGUUGCUACAGCAGAUCCAUCAAGCAAGAGCCAGUGGACCCUCUGACCCAGGCUGAGUCUGCGCCCAGAGACUCUGGUAAGAUGGGCAGAGCACCCUUGCCUGAGGCAUCUCAGAAUGGGGGACCCGGUCAUCUGUGGGGACAGUACUCAGGAGGCGUAAGCAUGUCCCCCAAGAGGACUAACAGUGUGGGCGGCAACUGGGGGGUGUUCCCUUCUGGGGAAAGCCCCACCAUUGUCCCCGAGAAGCUCAAUUCUUUUGGGGCCAGCUGUCUUCCCCCUUCACACUUCGCGGAUAGCCAGUGGGGGCUGUUCACUGGUGAAGGUCAGCAGUCGGCCGCCCACCCCGGAGGACGGCUUCGAGGCAAGCCAUGGAGCCCCUGCAAGUUUGGGAACGGCACCUCCGCCUUGACUGGUCCCAGCCUGACUGAGAAGCCGUGGGGUCUGGGCACAGGGGAUUUCAACUCUGCCCUGAAAGGUGGUCCCGCAUUCCAAGACAAGUUGUGGAAUCCUGUGAAAGUAGAGGAGGGAAGGAUCCCCACACCAGGGGCCAACCAACUGGACAAAGCCUGGCAGGCCUUUGGCAUGCCCUUGGGCCCCAGUGAGAAGCUAUUUGGGGCCCUGAAGUCAGAAGAGAAGCUAUGGGAUCCAUUCAGCCUGGAGGAGGGGACAGCCGAGGAGCCUCCCAGCAAGGCGGUGGUGAAGGAAGAGAAGAAUGGCCCUGGAGUGGAAGAGGAAGAGGAGGAGCUGUGGUCAGACAGUGAACACAACUUCCUGGAUGAGAACAUUGGGGGGGUAGCUGUGGCCCCCGCCCAUUGCUCCAUUCUCAUUGAGUGUGCCCGGCGAGAGCUGCACGCCACCACGCCGCUCAAAAAACCCAACCGCUGCCACCCCACCCGCAUCUCGCUGGUCUUCUACCAGCACAAGAACCUCAACCAGCCCAACCAUGGGCUGGCGCUCUGGGAGGCCAAGAUGAAGCAGCUGGCAGAGCGGGCACGGCAGCGGCAAGAGGAGGCCGCGCGCCUGGGCCUGGGCCAGCAGGAGGCCAAGCUGUACGGGAAGAAGCGCAAAUGGGGGGGUGCUAUGGUGGCUGAGGCCCAGCACAAAGAAAAGAAGGGGGCUGUCCCCACCCGGCAGGCGCUGGCCAUGCCCACAGACUCGGCUGUCACCGUGUCCUCUUACGCCUACACAAAGGUCACUGGCCCCUACAGCCGCUGGAUCUAGGUGCCAGGAGCCAGCGUACCUCAGCGUCGGGCCCGGCCCGAGCUGCCUCUGUGGUGCUUUUGCCCUCAUGCCCGGGGGCGGGUUGGGGGUGCAGAAGUCUCUCUAUAUCUACAUAUAUGGAUAUGCCUAUCAUAUAUAUGUAUUUAUGGUCCAAACCUCAGAAACUGACCCGCCCUUUCUCCCCUACUUCCCCAGCACUUUGAAGAAGAAACUACGGCUGUCGGGUGAUUUUUUUUUUUUUUUUUUCGUGAUCUUAAUAUUUAUAUCUCCACAUUGUUUUAUUUUUUCCCCUUGUUUUGAGGGGCUUGGCUUUUAUUUUCUCUUUGUUUUUAAAACUUUAUCCUUGUAUAUCACAAUAAUGGAAAGAGAAUUUAUAGUGUCCUUUCACAAAGGAGCGUAGUUUUAAAUUCCAUUUAAAAUGUGUAUUUAUUGGAUUUUUUAAACGCAACAAUAGUAAUGGUUACAGAUGGGCAGGAAAGGCCCACAGUGCUUCCUGCCUGGCGAGCCCAGCCUCCUGGGAGCUGCAGGUUCUCCCAGCCGUCUGCCCCUUACCAAGCAAGGUUAGCAUGUAGCCCUGGUCUAGUCCUUCCCACAGGCUGGGGAGCCUUUGGGACCACCCUGUUCCCCUCCGUGGAAUGGGAGAAGCUGUAGACAUCUGGGGGCCCGGCCUGGAGAUGCUGGUGUUAGAUGUCCCCAGAAACCAGGAAGUAGACAGAUUCAAGCUUGCUAGUCUCCACACUGAAUCCUCUCUGUCCGUUACUGAUCAAGUCACACGAUGUCCUGGUCCGCUAGGCAGCACCUCAUGCUGGAGCAGGAGUCGAGGCUCCCAGGAGCCCUUUCCCAUCUUAUCAAUAAAGCCAGUGAGCGCUGCGCUGAAGGAAGCUUAGUGGCAAUUAAUUUAAAAAUUGCCCCAAAGUUUGUCGAUACUGAAAAAGGGCUACUGUAUCUUUAAAAACAAGAAGUUGAACCCAAGCUGUGAAGAGCCAGCGUGCAGGUGCUCUGCGGUGCUCUGCGGUGCUCUGCGGUGCUCUGCGGUGCUCUGCGGUGCUCUGCGGUGCUCUGCGGUGCUCUGCGGUGCUCUGCGGUGCUGUGCGGUGCUCUGCCGUGCUCUGCGGUGCUGUAGCAUUGGGCUGGGACUUUCCUGACUCGAGGCAGGUGGCGUCCUGCCAGAGCUCAGCAAGCCAGUGUGAUGGCAGGCCACACGUGGUCCUUACUCCUGGAUCUUCACAGGGGACAGUGGUGCAGUCCUCCGGCCUUCGCGGGGCUCGGCCGACACUUCAUUUACAGUGCGAGGUCAGGCGCUUUCAACAGGUUGCUAUGCUUUCCCUCCUCCGGGGGGCCAGUUCUCCAUUGGAUCUUUCUUUUCUCCCCUCCUCCCGUCUUUCCACCUCCCGUGUAACACACCCAUUCUAAAAUCCUGGUGCAUUCAUUUAGUUCUUUGAAGAUGAGAAUGUUGGUGCUUUAAUUUCUGUGACGUUGUCAAGGUUGGGCCUGACAGGUGGACGCAGCGCUUGUCUGUAGCGAGUCGGACUUGACGGAGUGUUCGUUUUUCCCGAGGCUGUCAGCCACGUUUCCAGGCUGCGGUGUGGGCAUGUGUGGUGAGUGGGGGCUUCCUCAGGACACACACGGGGUGGCAGCCGCGCCGAGCCCGCAGUUAUCAGGCAGGUCUAGCCAGGUUUGGUCUUCACAGGCCGAGCGUAGCAACCCCACGCCCGUGCUGGAGGCAGCGCGUCCUCAAGCUUUGUGGUGCCUUGUGCCAGAGCUGAGAGCUGAGCAGCUGAGUGUUGACUGGAGCCCUUCGGAAGCACUGGCGGAGAGUGGCUAAAAGGUGUCCUGAGCAUUUUUGUGGUCUGGUUUUAACUGUAAAUAGUGAAAAGAUUUUUUUAAAGCACUUUUGCCUAGAUUUAAACAGCAACUUGAAAAAGAAUAAAAAGUACAUUUUAACAUGUAAUUGUGGGAGAAACUGUAAAUAGUAGCUGAAUAUUUAAUGUGCUUUGUCAAUCCACCUUUACCAUAUUCUGUAAAGCUGCAAUUAUUUUACAGGACAAAAAAAAUGAAAUAUUAUUGCUUUUGAAAUAAAUACCCAAGAGCUUAUCAGGACUUAGAAUUAUUCAGAUUGAGAUUUAUAGGCAAGCCUCUGGCCCUCUGUUUGACAAGCUAAAGGCGUCAGAGUCUUUAAGGCGCAUGCUAAUUUUCUAGUUUUGAGGGAGAGUUGGGUCCUUUAAAUGCUAUUUUGCUUAAUCGCAUCAGUACUUUUACGCAGGUCUCAUCUGACUCCGUGCUUAGGUAGAUGCGGGGGUGCCUUGAAAAACUUCAUUUUAAAUAAUCUUAAAUAUGAUAUUUUACAAAGCAUUUGGAGAAUGUGACCGUGUAUACGGCCCGUGGAAGCCCCAGGUUGGCUGUUGGCUUGCAAGGUCCCGAGCGUGGCCCCGGUGGUUACGAUGCUGGCGGUGUGUGGAUCUUUGACGUGUAUUCAGUAUGCUCCGACCCUCCUCGCCCUUUGGUAGCAAAGCCGUUAGAUGAGCAGAGAAACCAGUACAGGCCAAACAGCAUGUGACGUCCAUCCCCGAGUCUGCACAGCCUUGCUUCAGAAGCUCGAGGCCAGGGAACGGGCUGCUGGGAGGCGAGGGGUUCUCUGUGGACCUCUCGGGUCCUCGUGAGCACUGUUUCAGGGCUCAGUGCUGUGCUGUGCUUGAGCCCAUGCUGAUUGUCACACACUACAUGUAUAACCUACCUCAAAUCUGUCAUUGAAAUGAGCAUGCUUUAGAUGUGUAUUUAAGACGUAACUAUGCACAGUUCUCUAUCCCCACCCCUUGCUGCUGAAGGCUUCUUAAAGAGAAAAAAAAAAAUCAAAAUUUUUAUUUUUUACUGGCACUAUCAUUUUUUAAGUCCUGAAGAUGAUUGACAAGACAUUUUUAUCAUAAGAAGAAAAAUAAAGCCAUUGCAACUCAAGAACCUGACAGCAUGAGCGAGAUUUAAGAGUAUCAUUAAAGCGAGGGAGAUGACGGCUUUGGAGUCUACUCCCAGCGUGCCCGUCCAUGGCCACAGUCCACGUGCAGUGCAAGCCUUUGGUGCCCGCCCCCUCCGCCUUGUUUUUGUUCUGCUUUGUCUUUGUUCUCCCUGCUGCUGUGUGCAAGAGGGCUUUGGAGGUUCUACCCUAAGAGAUCUUCUUUCAGAAUAAAAAUCAUUUUGCAGCAGGUUCUCACAAAAUAACUGGUGCUAGCUGGAGAAACCAUCUGUCAGCAGCUGCACUGAGGGGGUCACGUGAAUGGGGGGGUGUUGGGUCAGAAGUCUGGUUUUUAGCGGUGCCUGAGCACCCCGCCCAUAGCUCUCCCGGUGCUGCUUUGCUUUUAGCUGGGGUGGCCCUGGCACGCGGGAAGGCCUUGUCUGGCCCUCCCACCCGCCUCUUAGGGGAGCAGUUGUUUGCAGAGCCAGGGCUGGUUUGAGGGCUAAACAGCAAGGACAGGAGUGGUGGAGCUCUGUUGCUUCACAGCUGGUGGCGGUGGUGUGUGAGCGUGGUCGUAACCGAAAACCCAGUCACAGAUCGAGGAGACUUUGUUGAAUGCCUUGAGAGGUCAAAGCAAGGCCAAGCUGGUGGAAAACUGAUAUAUCCCUGAUGUGCCUCAACCAAUCUCUUUCCUUUUGUUACUGAAGUGUGUUUUCUGGACUUGGAAGCAUUUUUAUGAAUUGAAAUAGUCUAAUAAAUGGUGCUACGGUGUUUCAAUGUGACUGUCCCUGAUCUCGUCUCCCUGAGGUGCUAUCAACGUUUGAAAUCACAACCAAAAACAAGGUGGGCUCCCGUCUCAGCUUUUCUUUCCUUCUAUUUUGGUGCUGUCUUCGUAGACCUCUUGUUUACCAUGCUGUGUCAGCUCUGAGCAGUGUUGUGGGUUUGGUUCGUUGUUGUUCCCCUUGGUGGCCAAAGCUAGGCACGUGGAGAAGGCAGCUAGCUCCUUGCAAGGACAGCAGUGGCCUGCCUGCCUGGGUGGGCGCUGUGGGUUUGUGUAUCUUCUCAGGCCAGAUUAGAAAGGGGAGAGGGUGGCUUUUAGGAAGGAGAGGCAGGGCCCCUGCCUCAUCUUGUAUGGCAGGUGUUCUCCUGUGGCCCAGGGUGCUAGCCCCAGAGGGGACAGGAUGUGGUCCAGGAGGAGCACCUUCACCUGGCCCCAGCAGGGAUGGGGUGGCUAAGCCUUUCGGUUCCUGCCGCUCACUGGUCGCUCCUGGUGCUCAGACUAGAAGACAGGUGCUUUCUUUGUCCCUCAAUGCCACCAAGUCGCUUUUAGUUGGUGCUAAACUUCUUGUGUCCACAUAAGCUGAUGUAAAUUUUAAGAACUUGACAGGAAGCUCCAUUUUUACAUCAUCCACUGUCACAAUUUUUUUUUUUUAAAUACCUCAAAAACAGGACAUUGUGACAACUUAGAUUCCAUGAGGGUAUGAUACUCACAGGUUGUCCAUUGGGUGUCUUCCUUGACCUUGACACAUCUGGGGUCAUUCUCUCUGCUCACUCUUUUAAGCAGUAAAGUGGCAGGGAGCCCAAGGGAAGGAGUGUGGUUGGGUUUUUUUCAUUCUCUAACAGUUUUGCUUUUGAAUAAAAUGUGAAUCUCCUCUGCCCAUCUCAUCGAGCUUUCUGUCAUGGUUGCUGUCAUUUGAAAACUUCACAACUCCUAGCGUUACCUGCCACCCUGCCAGGUCACCACAUACCCUGGACCAAAAUAACACGUUGGAGGUGCACACCUGAACCCAGGCUCACAGCCCCCUCCCGCCCUCUCGCACAGUUGCUUCCGGGAGCACCGGUCUCCCGGGGAGCGCUGCCCGAGAGGGCAAAGCAAUAGGCCUCUCGCCUGAGCAGAGACUCAGCACGAGCCAAGUUCUGGGCUGUGGCCUACGGGUCAGUGAGCUUUCCAGCCUGCUCUCGUCUGCUUCUGUUUUCAGGGAUGCUUUCCGUAGGGUGUCGUUCAUGCUGUCCUCGCUCUGACUACCUGUCGUUCAGGGGGAACCCGCAUUCUUCAUAUGGAGACUCCACAUACUAAUUGGCUCAUCUGGACAAACCCCAAUUUUCUUGAUUCCAGUACAGAUUUGUUUUUCUUUUGAAGGGGCAAGACAGACAGGAGUGGUGUCAUUCACUUUUCUUGUGUUUAAAGAAGCAAGGACCGGCUGUCUCACAGCACAGUAAUGCUUUAGACUUGAUCAAGAACCCUUGUAGCUUUUGGAUGUGUUUUGUUUCUUAUCUCUUUGAAUUCCUGUUUGGUUACCUGGCUUCCAGUGGAGGUGAACUUAACAACCAUACUUGAAUAUUCCGUCUUGACUUUGUAAACUGUGGCUACUUGAAAUGAAGUUUAUCUGGGGUUGAUGGAUGAAUGGUAGGUUUUUGCAAUGUCUCAAGGCAAUAGGAUGUGUAUUAUUAAACUGUAGAUAUCUUAGUACAGUAAAUUUAUGCUGAUAAUUUUAUUUUGUAUAAUUUUUACCUUUUUGUUAAUAUUUUCCUUCCAGUUUAUUGGUUUGUCUCCUGAGCUACGGCCUUCCUUCCCCUUUCCUUCUCCCCCAGUGUUUCAGUAAAUUUAAUUUAGGGUGCCUAGAAAUUGCAAGUAUGUAUCCUUUUUUGAUUUGUAUUUUAUUAUAAUUUACACAAACAACUGGGUUUGUGAACUGUAUUACUCCUGGCAUCUUUAAAAUAUUGUGGGUGUUUUAAUAAAUUUUAUAUUUAUUUUUUGCACUCAAA